Molecule: messenger RNA, 1006 nt
Organism: Struthio camelus australis
Lineage: Eukaryota; Metazoa; Chordata; Aves; Struthioniformes; Struthionidae
Source: RefSeq, a predicted model, not a curated record
AUGCCUCCCUGUGCCUCCCCGGAGCCACCCAGGCUCAAGACGCUCAUCGCUGUGUGCCAGGUCACGUCCACGCCUGACAAGGAGCUGAACUUCACCGCCUGUGCGGGGCUGGUGAGGGAGGCGGCGCAGCGCGGCGCCUGCCUCGUCUUCCUCCCCGAGGGCUUUGACUACAUCGGCUCCAACACCGCGGAGACCCUCAGCCUCGCUGAGAGCCUGGAUGGCGAUCUCCUGGGGCGCUACGCUGGGCUGGCCAGGGACUGCGGCGUGUGGCUGUCCCUGGGCGGGUUCCACGAGCGAGGCCGGGACUGGCCGACCACGCAGCGCAUUUACAACUGCCACGUGCUGUUGGACCCUGCAGGCUGCCGUGUGGCUGCAUAUAGGAAGACCCACUUGUGUGAUGUGGAGCUGGAGGGACGCGUGUCCAUGAAGGAGAGCAGCUUCACCAACCCCGGCCCCGAGAUCGUGCCCCCGGUCAGCACGCCGGCAGGGAAGCUUGGCCUCUCCAUCUGCUACGACCUGCGUUUCCCCGAGAUCUCGCUGGCGCUGCGGCAGGCUGGGGCCGAGAUCCUCACCUACCCCUCGGCCUUCACCGUCACCACAGGCUCCGCACACUGGGAGGUGCUGCUGCGGGCCCGGGCUAUCGAGAGCCAGUGCUACGUGGUGGCAGCUGCCCAGACAGGCAAGAACCAUGAGCGCCGGACGUCCUACGGCCACUCGUUGGUGGUGGAUCCCUGGGGCACUGUGGUGGCCCAGUGCCAGGAGGGCCCAGGGUUGUGCUAUGCUGAGAUCGAUCUGGAUUACCUGCACCGCGUCCGCCGGGAGAUCCCGGUGCACAGCCACCGCCGGCCCGACCUCUACGGCACUGUGGCAGUAGGCACAGGGCCAGCACCCUGAGGCGCUGCCCGUCCUGUGCACCCUCUCAGCACGGUGAUUUUGGCUGAUCUCCACUCACCUCCGGGGCCCUGGGCUGGCAGCAGGGCUCUCCUGCAUGAGAAGGCCAGUGUCA